CCUCCUUCCCCCUCCUCUCCUCCUCUUGUCAGUUGGCCCUGUGACUCCUUGCCGGGACGGUAUAACAGUAGCCUACCGAGCGAGGCACCAGGCGGUGGAUGGGGACGGGCAGUAGCCGCAGCAGCAGCAGCAGCAGUCGGGCGCACCGACUGAAACAUGCCCCAGCGCAGUCAUGACUUGCUCGGCGUCAGAUAGCGAGAAGAUCGUGAUCAACUGCGGCGGUAUCCGACACGAGACCUACCGGAGCACCCUGAAGACGCUACCGGGCACGCGCUUGUCUUGGCUCACCGAACCCGACGCCUACAGCAACUUCGACUACGACCCCAAGUGCGACGAGUUCUUCUUUGACCGCCACCCGGCUACCUUCGCCUUCAUCCUCAACUACUACCGCACCGGCAAGCUCCACUGCCCCAACGAUGUGUGCGGGCCGCUCUUCGAGGAGGAGCUUGCCUUUUGGGGCAUCGACGAGACGGACGUGGAGGCGUGCUGCUGGAUGAACUACCGGCAGCACCGCGACGCCGAGGAAGCCCUGGACAGCUUCGAGCAACCCGAGCCGGACGCGCCGGAUGACGACCCCGCGCUCACCGGCGGGGCGGACGGCGACCUGAAGCGGCUUUGCAUGCAGGAGGACGGCCGCAGGACGACGUGGUGGGAAAACUGGCGACCCUUCAUGUGGGCGCUGUUCGAGGACCCGUACUCGUCCAAAUACGCGCGGUACGUGGCGUUUGGCUCGCUCUUCUUCAUCCUCCUGUCCAUCUCCACCUUCUGCCUGGAGACCCACGAAGCCUUCAACACCAUUUACAACAAGACAGAGAAUGUCACCGUCGGCAACGUGACACAUGAGGAGAUAGUGUACGAGGUGGUCACAGAUGGCUGGCUGACAUAUGUGGAAGGCGUCUGCGUCAUAUGGUUCACCAUAGAGGUGAUGGCACGUGUCGUCUUCUGCCCUGACAAGGCAGAGUUCUUCCGCAGCACCCUCAACAUUAUAGACUUUGUGGCCAUCGUGCCCUUUUACCUGGAGGUGGCGCUGAGCGGCCUCUCCUCGAAAACAGCCAAAGACGCGCUGAGCUUCCUGCGCGUGGUGCGCUUUGUCCGUAUCCUACGUAUAUUCAAGCUGACCCGCCACUUUGUCGGUUUACGCGUCCUGGGCCACACUCUGCGGGCGAGCACCAAUGAGUUUCUGCUGCUCAUCAUCUUCCUGGCGCUGGGCGUCCUCAUCUUUGCAACCAUGAUCUAUUAUGCCGAACGCAUCGGUGCCGACCCCAACGAUCCAACAGCUGCGAAACACACCAACUUCAAGAAUAUCCCUAUCGGAUUCUGGUGGGCUGUGGUGACCAUGACCACGCUAGGCUACGGGGACAUGUACCCUGAAACUUGGUCAGGAAUGCUAGUGGGCGCCCUCUGCGCCUUGGCCGGCGUGCUGACCAUCGCCAUGCCGGUGCCCGUCAUUGUCAACAACUUCGGCAUGUACUACUCUCUUGCCAUGGCCAAGCAGAAGCUCCCCAAGAAGAGGAACAAGCACAUCCCCCGGGCGCCACAGCCUGGCAGCCCCAAUUACUGCAAGCCAGAUGCCCUUGCCAUGGCAACCGCCUCGCCACACAGACUGAUGGGCAAUGUGCUUGGUCCAGGCAUGGUGGGAUCUGGCAGUAUGAUGGGUACUGGAGACUGCCCACUUGCACAGGAGGAGAUCAUUGAGAUCAACAGGGCAGAUUCCAAACAGAAUGGUGACGCUGCAGCCAACGCUGCCCUGGCCAACGAGGACUGCCCCACCAUUGACCAGGUCCUGGGAGAAGAGCGCAGCCCGGCCACGGGGGGGCUCGGCUCGGCCACCAGCCGCGAGCGCUACCCGCACGACCGGGCCUGCUUCCUCCUCAGCGCCGGGGAGUUCCAGCGCACGACGGACGGGAACGUCCGAAAAGUAGGAGGCACUGUGAACGGGUACUGGAGCGACAGCCCGUGGUAGAAGAUGGACCGACGGCAACACCACGAUGAAAGAAGCGACAGAACACAACAACAGAGACAGCAUACAAACAUAGAAAUCUGCAAUGUAGAUUAUAUAAGACAGUGGCCGUGGGACCUUCCUGUUUCUGUUCAUUUAUGUUCUGUCAGAAAAACGCACUUGUGUGCAUGUGUGUGUGUGUGUGUGUGUGUGCCCGGAGCUGCAUCUACCUCUACUAAGAGGCACAACUUGAAAAAAAAUGUCUGACAGAAUUAAUUCUUCAGUUCACUUUGGGUUUUUCUAAUCAGGAAAUUCUGUGACCACACGAUGAUGUCAUCUUUCUGCCAUUGGUUGUACUUUUGUUUCUAUCAAUCAAAGGUUUUGUUUCCUCAAUAUAUGUGUUAAUUCCUUUUUGUUUGAAGCGGUCAUUUUCUGAUUUUGCAGAAAUGUUGAUUUAUUGAACAGCAACAUGUCCCACUUCACUGUUGAGGACGAUAACCUGUGUCUGAUGUUUAAGCGUUUUAAUCCCUUGUACUCAUUUCACGCUCUCACCCUCCUGCCCCCCCACCCAGAGCUUUUAGUGGGAUGGAACUCAUUCCCUUUGAUUUGCAUUGGAUUCCCAUCAGAGCACCGUCACUAACCACCGAGUGAACACAGACUCCUUUUCAGAGACGCGUUCAAGUUUGGAGUAUUUGGGAAGUGGGAGCCCCAAAUGAGAUGAAAUGUCUGGGGAGCCUAUCAAUGUUCAUUUUAACAACUCUUUGGCCGAACGAUACGAGCUGUACCAAAGGCAGCAAUAAGCAUAGUUUAGAUUUAGGGCUAGAAGCAGGGGAGAAAUAGCUUGCCUGAUGCUAAUAAAUAUUAAAAAAAAUGUAUACUUUGUAUCAUUUCGUUUAACAUGCAGGUGCUCAUGUGCACAUGCUCCCAAUUUGUGAUUUUUAAUAAAUAAAUAAUUGAGUGAGCUAUAGAGGAGUUGUUCCCCCUCUGCCUCCAGUAGUAAUGCUAAGCUAACCUAAUUGCCUUCUGGCUCAUUUCACAACUCAAAGGAUGUAAAUAAUAAUAGUUUUUUUAAAUGACUUGAUCUCCUCAACAUCAUGUGACCAUGGUUCAGGGAGACGCAGGCUGUCCUUUUUCCUGUGAAUGCUUAUGCUUGACUAUACAGUUUUGGUUGGUUGGAGAAUCAUUGUAACCCUCAAUCGUGUUAGACACACACACAGAUAUUAACACACACUCCAAUCUAUCGUUUGUGAACAUUUCAUCCUCUCCUCGUCCUCCUCUCCCUUCCCAUUUUUUGACUUGGAGUUGUAACUGCCGCUUUCUCGAAAGGCCACUGUUGACUGGUCACUUUUGUCUCGGUGAUUGUACAUGUGUAAAGUUUGCGUUGUAUAUGAAUCUGCAUGGGUUUCCAUUGCAAGCAAUAAGAAUACUGAUAUGACUAAUAAUACGAGGAGCUUUGAUAAGAUUUUAGUCUCAAGCUUAAUGAAUGUGUAUAUAUCGUUUAGACUAAUAAGAGUGUGUAUGGAUGUGUGUUUUAAGAUACGGUGAAUACGUAUACACUAACAAAGCAUGCUGGACAAAAAAUAUGUUCACCUCUUUGAAUGCAAGAAGAGGGAGGACGGGCUGAAAUUAUGCAUGCCAAAAUGCUAUGAUGCUAUUGGUCUGAAGAGACCAAGUUAGGUACUGUAACCGGGCCGGGUGGGGGUGGGAAAGUUUAUUUUUGCAGGACAGGGUGGGGUUACGUUUCUGUUGAGUCUUGUAUAGCUGCUUUCUUAUCAAAAACUAGAGAGAUUUAUGAUAAGAGAAACAUAUUAACAAUCGUAGCUUAUGAUAUAUAUUUUCUUUCUUUCUUCUUUUUUUUGCUUCUCUUUUCACAGAGAACUGUUCUGAAAGCCCUGCCGCGCUUAUCAGAUAUAUGCAAAAAGAAGCAGUAACUGUGAACUAACGCUAACACAUGAAAAACAAAUCCAGCUUCUUCCAUCGUUGU
Molecule: messenger RNA, 3923 nt
Organism: Pungitius pungitius (ninespine stickleback)
Lineage: Eukaryota; Metazoa; Chordata; Actinopteri; Perciformes; Gasterosteidae
Product: potassium voltage-gated channel subfamily C member 1-like
Exons: 5
Coding region: 173-1963 (596 amino acids)
Biological process (GO): protein homooligomerization; potassium ion transmembrane transport
Cellular component (GO): postsynaptic membrane; axon terminus; dendrite membrane
Molecular function (GO): delayed rectifier potassium channel activity; protein binding
Source: RefSeq, a predicted model, not a curated record